GUACACGAGGACAGAACCGUUGACUUGGAUCGAGAAACGCGUGCAAGAUACAGCUGAACAGCUCAAGAACUUCCAAAAUUUGGUAACAAACAGUCCUUCAAAAACAAUUCUUCCCUUAGUAAUCCAAAAUUACUUUUAAAGCGAACCUUUGACGCAGCUCUGAGAAGAAAAUUUCACUGCCCCUCAAUCCCGAAAAUGUGAAGCCACCAAGCUCGACCAAUCCUAUGACGUCACCUCUUAGAGUGACAUGUGGUGUAGAGCUCAAGCUGCUCGAGGCUAAUCAAAAUAUGCGACACGUGAAAGGGACUUUCCCUCACCAGUUUCAAAGCUUCUCAAACAACAGUUUAGGUUAUGUAUCGUCGAUACUGAAAAUCAUUUUACCAAGUAACUACAGCUGAAAUGCCAACUCUUGACGACAUAGUUGAAGGCUCUGCUGAUAAAAGCAAACAGCAACUGCAAGAAGCAUUAGUGGAGCUACUCAGAGGGAAUCCAGAGAUUUUAGAUUCAGUCACGAAAUCUAAGUCAGAGACGCAACAGGAUAAGAAGAAAGUUACUGCAAGAUGUGCAAAUGAGCAAGAUGGACAGAUACAGAGAAGCUCAUCAGUGUCCUACCCUGAACUUGAAAACCACCUUAACCAGUCCCAAAGACCCAGAUAUCAGUGGCAGUUGUCUGACAGCGAUGAUGGCAUAGACUCUGCAUGGACUACUUCGACAAAACAUAUGUCACCUCGUGAACUUUGCAAAUGGCGCAGUGGGCUUUAUUCUGUAUACACAGGACAUCUACCUCAUGACAUUACAAAGAAAGAGCUAGUACGGCUGUUUGGGGAAGUUGGAAAUGUACAGGAUGUUCAUUUACAGCCAUCAAACCGUGACGGAAGAAGUUAUACUUAUGGCUUCAUUAGAUACUGUACACUCAGUGAGUGCCGUGAUGCAAUUGCAAUGCUCCAUGGCCGUCUCCUUGGCAACAGCACCAUAACAGUAGAGUACGCAUCUGAGACUAAAGGGAGGUUAUCAUGUGACGACUCAGAGGAUCUACCUCGUGGCAAGAAGGACAGACUCUUGAGAGAUGACUACCCGAGGCUAGAACAAUACCGCUCCAUGUCUGAUGCUGAAUCUCAGGAGAAAAGGGUUCUUUGGAAAUUGCGUUGUUCUGCCAGGAGGCAGAAGUCAUCAAUUACAGGAAAUGCAUUGGCUACACAAGAAGGUGACAAAGAAGAAGCUUUGAUUAAUGCUCUUCAGGAAGUAGUAAAGAAAGUAAGCAGUGUUCCAGCUAACACCUUAGCCCUGCCUUCUGGGUCUGAGGGCACUCCAUGUUCACCUUGGGUUACGAAGGAGAUAAAUGGCUGCGAUGAAAACCACAUGUCCAACCAACAUUCAGUCGCAACACAAUCCACAGAAGAGGGUUUACAAAGGCGUAGGAUAUUUGAGGGCAACGUGAAUGAUGGGACGAAUUCACAAAGCACAGAGUUGACAAAUCGUCGGGAAAUUCUUCAACACACGGCUAGCCAACGUAUAUCAAGAAGACCUUGUGAGGCUGAUGCGCUGCAUUUAAGAAACGCCACAGUUUCACCCUCUCCACCCAAACGCUAUGAGUCAGCAGGCAGCCCUGAUAUGAUAACCUCUCCGGGAGGAUACUUCUCCCCAAGUAGCCCUGAUGAAGCACCGUCUCCAGAGAGGUACACGUCCCCGAUAAGCCAAGAUGUCACUCCUUCUCCGACAGCAUUUACAUCUCCAAGCUCCCAAGAUGCGACUCCUUCGCCAAGGCGAGGUGGUACCUCAUUCAGUGAAGUAGAAACCAGUGAUCCUGUCAGUCACGACUCACUAGAGAGAUUCCUCAGGCAAGAUUGUAAUAACUGCCAUGAAGAGAUCACUAUGGGCAUAGGGCAAGAGUCAAAUUCGACACAAGUGAGAAGCACAGCAUCUUUUUGUCACUCCAGUGUGCCUUCUUUGAAUAGCAAGGGACUCUGCUCUUUUGAAUCUGAUAGGAAUUACAAUGAACUAGGGCUACAGACUUCAGGAAAGUCGCCAGUGUCUUGUAAAGAACCCCAUCAGGCUACCAGAAAGGGAGAGGUAGCACAAGAUGUUAAGGGUGUAUCACCACAACAUAAUCAAAUACAUGAUACCUUUGCUCAACAAAAGAAAGAAACAGAUUCAGCACCGAUUAAAACACAACCUUUGCAACGUCUUCCGGGAGACCAUCCCCCUGAAGUUGAGAAGAACGGUUAUCCAGCUUCUGUAAAGCUGCUGUCCUCUGAUAGUGCAACGGCUCCUCUUUCAGCCGCUCCUGCUUUUCUCCCAAAUGGACCGGUGUCUCCCUCAGACUCAAGCACAGUGAGUGCACGCGUACCGCUGCAAAUCUCUCCUGGUAGUGGAUCGGAUCCUCCUAAAGGCGCUGCAGCUUCACGCCUACCAGAACCUGUCUCCUCUUCAGACUCAAGCGUAGCAAGACCUCUCCUGGAACAACAAUUAUUCACUGACUCCUUCCAGGGGCCCCACGAGACCCAUGCACCGGAGCUGAUGCCGGUAAACAUGGCUUCCAGAUUCCAACACCCUGGCUUUCCGAGACAACAGUUGGGCAAUCCGCCAUUCUUGCCGCCUGGUGUCUUAAACCCAGGGAUGUUUCCAGGAUGGAAUGCAAUUGCCUUUCUUCAACAGCAGCUUUUAGCCUCAAGACUGCCAUUUGGACUUCCUUUUUACGCAGGAAUGCGUGGAAUUCAACCAAACGAUGGAGUACCAUUGCCUUUUCAAGGUUUUCGAACUCCUUUGGGGAGAUUCAACUGGGGUGCAGUAGGAAGGGGACGGUCAUUUGCACCAAGAUUUCCCAAUGCAGGUCUUGGAAAUACUAGAACUCGUGGCGAAUUUGAGAGAAGUGAGCUGCCGUGGACGACAAACUUGAAGGAGACCUCUUCUCUGAAGAACACUUCAGACACACCUAAAGAUCGUACUUACAAUUCAUCCCAGAAUCAGAAAACUAAACUUGGAUCUGUAAGCAGCGACUCUUUGCCGCCUCUGAAGAGUACACCAGACAGUAGCUGUAACAAAAUUGACGAGAAGACAUCUGUGACUCAAAGUCCAGGAAGCAAUAAUUCUUCUCCGAACGGAAGCAGCUUUGAUGGUUUGACAAAAGAGUCGGAGGAAGAGACUGAAUGUCGACGCUUUGCACAUGGCCAUCAGGAGACUGGUGUUCAAGGAAGAUUCAAUGGUAAAGGUCUGAACCAAGCUACAUCUUCAAGCAGCGCCUUAGAAAAUGCGGAGAAUGAGUUGGAAAACACUGAGGUGAAGAGCACCUCUCCGCGUAAAAUGACUCAGAGUGAAAUGCAUCUCAAUUACCAAAAGAAUGAAUUGAAGAGGAUUUUCCGUGAAAAUGAAACAAUGCGUCGGAACAUAGAAUGGAAGAAAUCCAGAGGAAUGGCGGGUAACAGAGACAAAGAAAGUCAGCUCAAGAAAGAAAUCAGUGCAAAAGAACUAUUUUUACAAAAGGAAAAGGAAAUAUUCGUCUUAAGAAAUCAAGAGCAAGAACUUUUGUUCGAACGAGAAAAGCUAGAAGCCGCCUUUGAUCAACAUCUAAAGAAACAGCUCGAGACAGAACAGAAGAUUGGUGAAACAGAGAACAGGAUUCAUCUGGCAAAAUUGGAGAACGAGCUGUUGAGACUGUACCAGAAUCUCUAUGGAUACAAUACAGUUAUCUAUUAGCUAAAUAUUUGUUGCGUUUUGUAUCGUAGUGCGUUUAUUGCAUCAUCAUCAUCUGACACUCCAUUGGAAAUAUUUUAUGCUUAAAAAGAUUUAAUGGUUUGAUAUAAGUUUUCCAUCGAAAAUAGAAACGCGCAAUAUUGUUGUUUUCACUUGAGUUUUCUGGUUUAUUUUCUUUUGCUUCUCUCUAGGUUUGUUUGUUUGUUUG
Messenger RNA from Stylophora pistillata, 3898 nucleotides. RefSeq lists its product as uncharacterized. Gene Ontology annotation, cellular component: nucleus. Gene Ontology annotation, molecular function: mRNA binding. The record is from RefSeq and is a predicted model, not a curated record. NCBI's taxonomy places the organism in Eukaryota, Metazoa, Cnidaria, Anthozoa, Scleractinia, Pocilloporidae.